CUGAGCGAUCGCCUCUCUCCGAGCUCUGAUUCCAACGAGCCUGUCAGACAUGCUGCCCCAUCGAGACAUGUUGAUGAGCGGUAGCCACAUGCUCCGGCGUGGCUAUGCGACCUCGCUCUUGCCGCCACAGCUACCCGUGCCCCGCCCGAUGCCGCAGCCAAAGUCAAUACCACUACCCGGCAAAGGCAAUAUUCGGACGCCGACUGACUUCCUGACGGCCAGUAAGAGAGGUUAUGAGCAAUAUGCGGCCAAGAUCGCACCUGAAGAGUCUUGGGAUACAUUCUUUACAAAUGACACGACGAGCUUGAAGGCUGCUGCUGUGCCUCCACCAGCCAGGAGGAUGAUUCUGUGGAUGAUGAACCGAUACAGACUCGGCGUUGAUCUGCGCGAGCACGUCAGGGCGCCCAAGAAGCCGAAGAAAUUCAGAGGAUGGGGUCCAAAGGUACAGAAAGGAGUCCGAGUCAAAUGAAUGCAUGCAUGGAUCACAGAGGCUUG
Mixia osmundae IAM 14324 is the source of this 495-nucleotide messenger RNA. RefSeq lists its product as uncharacterized. The coding region runs from base 50 to 469 and encodes 139 amino acids. The record is from RefSeq and is a predicted model, not a curated record. The transcript is spliced from 3 exons. NCBI's taxonomy places the organism in Eukaryota, Fungi, Basidiomycota, Mixiomycetes, Mixiales, Mixiaceae. Gene Ontology annotation, cellular component: mitochondrion.